AUGGCGCGCAAUUCUGAAAAAGCGCAAUCCAUGCUCUUCCGUUUCCGCGCCGCCCAAGCUCAAGAAUCCGGCCUCCUACCAUCUGCCUCCCAGCGUCGACCCAAAGCAACCUCAACAAUCUCCCAAAUCCCCCUAGCCGAGAAAUACCGCGGCCAGAUCCUUCGCGAAGUCAGCAGGAAAAUCACGCGGAUCCAGGACGAGUCGUUGUCAGACUACCAGGUCCGGGAUCUAAAUGACGAGAUCAACAAGUUGAUGAAGGAGAAAUGGAGUUGGGAAAGACGGAUACGCGAAUUGGGAGGGCCGAACUACAUGCGUGGUGGUGCGGGGACAGUGUUUGAUGAUCAAGGUCGGGAAGUGCAGGGGGCUGGUGGUGGGAAGGGCUAUAGGUACUAUGGGCGGGCGAAGGAGUUGCCGGGUGUGAAAGAGAUGUUUGAACGGGCGGCGAAGAGGAGGGCACGAGAGGUGGAGGAUAAGGAUGAUAAGCCGAGGCAGCAUAUCGAUCGAAGGAAUCUGGACGCCAACUAUUUUGGUUAUGGUCUAGAUGAGGAGGAUGGCACACUGUUAAGGUAUGAGCGGCGCAAGGAGAAGGAGGCUUUUGAACAACUCUCCAAGCUUGACAGUGAAGAGGACAAGGACUGGGACCCGUUGCCUGGUGACGCAGGUGAUGGAGAAAAGAAGGAACAUACUUGA
Molecule: messenger RNA, 690 nt
Organism: Lithohypha guttulata
Lineage: Eukaryota; Fungi; Ascomycota; Eurotiomycetes; Chaetothyriales; Trichomeriaceae
Gene: ISY1
Product: NineTeen Complex (NTC) component
Exons: 2
Coding region: 1-690 (229 amino acids)
Biological process (GO): mRNA 3'-splice site recognition; generation of catalytic spliceosome for second transesterification step
Cellular component (GO): post-mRNA release spliceosomal complex; post-spliceosomal complex; catalytic step 2 spliceosome
Source: RefSeq, a predicted model, not a curated record